Molecule: messenger RNA, 261 nt
Organism: Protopolystoma xenopodis
Lineage: Eukaryota; Metazoa; Platyhelminthes; Monogenea; Polystomatidea; Polystomatidae
Source: the annotation of a GenBank genome assembly
CCCGAUCUAAUUUCAGUCUGUGAUGUUCCGACAUCUAAUGAUCCCUCAGAAGAUCGUCUUAGCAAUAUACCAACCUCGGAAGAUGAACUUCUCUCAUUCUAUAGGCAUAAAGUUGAACAACUUACAAGCAAUCAGGAGGAUGUCUGCCGUCGCUUGGAUCAGGUUGCUGAUUCGAUUUCCAACCAACAGACCUUAACUUGUGAACUACAUCAGCGUGACAACGAAAUCAAAGAACUACAAAGAGCUUUGUCCGAUAUCCAG